AGUCACACAGGGGCUGAUUAGCUAUUGGCUCCACCUGUUUCAUGCUGUGGAGUGGGACCUGCUACACUGCCUUCUCUAUCUGUUUAAUGUCUCCAUGAAUUAUGAAAUAUAGAAUGGAAACAGCGGACUAUCAUUUUUUACCUCUUUGUUGACAAGUUGUGUGCUGCUUUGAUGAAUUCUAACCUUGGCUGAAGCGUCCAAAACGAAAUGAUGGAAUACGCGUUUAACUCUACACACAUUACUCACCUUGUUUAUGGAGUUUCAGCAAACGUUGCUGCAAUGCUGUUGUACGGAACCAACUAUGUCCCUGUGAAGAGAAUAGAAGUGGGAGAUGGGAUGUUUUUCCAUUGGGUUUCUUGCUCGGCCAUAUGGUUAGUCUCUUUGAUAGGAGAUUUGACGCUUCAGUCACCAAAGUUCUACCCCCUGGCGAUGCUUGGAGGAGUUAUCUGGGCGACAGGCAAUAUAGCAGCAGUCCCCAUUUUGAAAGCUGUGGGUUUUGGCCUUGGAAUCGUUAUUUGGGGAGCCUCAAGUCUGCUGAUGGGCUGGGCCAGUUCAAGGUUUGGCUGGUUUGGCAUUGCUGCUUCACAAGUGUCAAGGCCUGUGCUGAAUUAUAGCGGAGCUGGGUUGUGUCUACUCAGUGUGCUGAUCCUGUUCUUCGUGAAAACCAAUGCACAGCUGCAUCCUCCACCUGAAUCUACACCCCUGCUGUUCGACAGGAGAACCAACUCUGGCAGCUUUGGCCCUCCCUCCCCAGAGUUCUGGAUGGACUCCAUCGGCCCAAACAGCAGACGCUUCAUAGGCUGCCUGCUCGCGGUGGUGUCAGGCCUGUUGUAUGGAUCCUCGCUGGUUCCCAUCCUCUACAUUAAGAGUCAUUCAUCAUACCGUGACAGCAUGUUCUACGGAGCCAGUGUGUACGAUCUGGACUAUAUUUAUGCACAGUGUUCUGGUAUCUUCUUGGCAAGUACUGUUUACUUUGCCAUUUACUGCGCUGCCCGAAGGAACCGCCCAAGAGUGUACUCCAGAGCUAUACUCCCGGGUCUAUUGUCCGGCCUCAUGUGGACAUUAGCCACAUACAGCUGGUUCCUGGCCAAUCGCUACCUGAACCCUGUCAAUACCUUCCCCAUUGUCAGCACAGGAUACGGCCUGGUGGCUGCUCUCUGGGGGUCGCUCGUGUUCAGGGAGGUUAAGGACUUUGCCAGCUGUCUUACCUUCUGUUUUGGCUUGUCUCUUUUGACUGCAGGAUCUUUGCUAGCUACUUUGUCAAACCUGUAAACUUAAAUAAAGCAUUCAGCAGCUUG
Molecule: messenger RNA, 1298 nt
Organism: Periophthalmus magnuspinnatus
Lineage: Eukaryota; Metazoa; Chordata; Actinopteri; Gobiiformes; Gobiidae
Gene: tmem144b
Product: transmembrane protein 144b
Exons: 12
Coding region: 208-1272 (354 amino acids)
Biological process (GO): carbohydrate transmembrane transport
Cellular component (GO): membrane
Molecular function (GO): carbohydrate transmembrane transporter activity
Source: RefSeq, a predicted model, not a curated record